Messenger RNA from Camelina sativa (false flax), 1647 nucleotides. The record is from RefSeq and is a predicted model, not a curated record. Lineage: Eukaryota; Viridiplantae; Streptophyta; Magnoliopsida; Brassicales; Brassicaceae.
AUGAUUGUUCCGACGAGCGAAGCUCCAAGGGGCGAGACCACCAAGGAAGGCAAGGAACUUUCCGGAGAUGAAAGAAACAAAUGGUUUCAAGAAGACCAAGGAGUCCUAGCCAUCAUUCAAAACUCACUUGAUGCCCAUAUCCUUGAACCUUACUCCUAUUACGAAACGGCAAAGGAUUUAUGGGACACUCUCAAGAACAUUUUUGGGAAUGUUACUAAUGUCAACCGUAUCUUUGAGAUUACGAGGGCCAUCAACAGCCUCAACCAAGAAGAUAUUGAGUUUACCAAGCAUUUUGGGAAGUUUAGGUCCCUUUGGGCUGAACUAGAGAUGCUAAGGCCGGCGACAAAAGAUCAGGCCAUACUGAACGAGAGGCGUGAACAAGACAAGGUGUUUGUUCUACUCUUGACCCUAAACCCCUCCUACAAUGACCUCAUCAAACACAUAUUGCGAUCAGAUAAGCUUCCAAGCCUUGACGACGUUUUCAACCAAAUCCAAAAGGAGCAUGGCUCCAUGGGACUAUUUGGCAGCAAAGAAGAGCUAGUGACCGCCAACAAAGUCGAGGUGGCGUCCGCAAACCAAGUCUACUACAAACCGGAUGACAAGAACCCACCGGUAUGUGAGCACUGCAAGAAGGUUGGCCACUUCAAAAGCCGCUGCUGGAUCCUUCAUCCACACCUUCGCAUUAACCGUGGAGGACCAAGCCGCGGAGUACUACUGAGAGCUCAUCAAGUAGUUGUAGUAGGGGAAACAUCAACCUCCAAACCAAACCAACAAGCUGUCGGAGGCAAUGGAACUGCUCUCGCUGCCUCCUCCGAGCUGGUGAGGCGAUCCGACCUUGAUGCGCUCAUCAAAGCCCUCAAGGAGGCCUCCGGUAAAACCUUUCUUGCUUUAAACAAAACUAAGCCUCUUAUUGUUGAUUCUGGUGCAUCACAUCACAUGAUUAGUGAUUCUAGGCUGAUUAGUGAUAUUAAACCGGCUAAAGGUAAUGUUGUGAUAGCAAAUGGUGAGAAGGUACCGGUUAAAGGCAUAGGGAAUUUGAAAUUAUUUGAUAAAGAAACUAAAGCCUUCUAUAUGCCAAAUUUCACAUCUAACUUGCUAUCAGUUAAGAGAGCCACCACUGAUUUAAAUUGUUAUGCAAUACUUGGUCCUAACAAGGUUCAUUUUCAGGAUAUUGAGACAAGUAAAGUUCUUGGCCAAGGAGGUUCCAAGGAUGAUCUCUAUGUGCUUGAGGACUUGAAUCUAUCUUCUUCUUCUGCAUCUUGUUUUAAUUCGGUUGUUGUUAAACCUAAUGAUUCUAUCUUAGAUGCUAGGCUAGGACAUCCUCACACUAGAGCUUUAACUUUAAUAUCAGAUAAUGGUGGAGAGUAUACAAGUCAUGCCUUCAAACAAUAUCUAGCAAACCAUGGGAUCAUUCAUCAAACAAGCUGUCCAUAUACACCCCAACAAAAUGGUGUUGCUGAGAGGAAGAAUAGGCAUCUCAUGGAAGUGGCAAGAUCCAUGAUGUUUCACACAAAUAUCCCAAAGAGGUUUUGGGGAGAUGCUGUCCUUGCGGCUUGCUACCUCAUAAAUCGGACACCGACCAAAAUUCUUCGAGACAUCUCUCCGUUUGAGGAGAAAAGCGAGACAAACUCGAUACUAAAAGUGUGA